Emiliania huxleyi CCMP1516 is the source of this 3074-nucleotide messenger RNA. RefSeq lists its product as hypothetical. Bases 83 to 2878 code for a protein of 931 amino acids. The transcript is spliced from 3 exons. NCBI's taxonomy places the organism in Eukaryota, Haptophyta, Isochrysidales, Noelaerhabdaceae. The record is from RefSeq and is a predicted model, not a curated record.
GUUGAGAGUCGUUGUUGAGCCGCUGUUGAGCAGAUCGCUGCCGCCACCUCUGUGGAGGCCGACGCCCAAGGAGUAGUACGUGAUGCCGAAGAGCGGCGCUACCGCAAUACCGAACAUAACUAUGCCUGUGACGACGCUGCCGAACGCGACUGAGACCGCGCUCACCGCGGAUGGGCUCGAGUUCAGCGACAAGGAGAUGACGGUGAAGAUCAGGACGGACCCCUUGAGCUUGUCGGGCCUGUGCCCACUCGAGCGGUCGGACGUGACGAGCUUCAUGGACUUUCUGAAGCGCGUGCGGCCGGCGGGGACGACCCCUGAUCCGGCGUCUUUCGCAAAGCAAGUGCAGCGGUACGAAACCAUGUGGGUGCCGUUCAUGAAGAAGCACGCGACGACGGGCGCUCGCGGCGAUGUGUGCCUCUGCCCCCCGCCCGACGUGCACUUUGCGUGGAUCGCGCACAUGCUGAACCCGAAGGCAUACGAGAAGGACACGCAGCGUGUUUUCGGGCGCGUGAUCGAUCACAACGUGGCGGACAUCGAGGGCAAGGAGAAGAAGACGCGCCCCCUCUGGGAGGCAAUGUUCGGGCCCGGGUCGUGGGUGGCUGACCACGUCCCGACAAAGACGGAGGACAGGGGUGCCCCCCUGGCGUCGUGCGACCUGGCCGCGGCGUGCAAGCGCCAGUCCGGGUUCUGGUACCAGCUGAGCCUGCCGCACCACACCGAGCCUGCGUUCCUGAAGGAGUCGUUCGCGCGUUACCGGAAGUUCCUUCUGCUGACGAAGACCGAGCCGAAGCUGUUCUCGGUGCCGACGUACGACAUCGACCUCGUGUGGCACUGCCACCAGUUGCACCCGCUGCUCUACGCGAGCGAGACGCGCAGGCUCCUCGGGACGAUGCUCGGCCACGACGACUCCGUGGACGACCGGUCGGAAGGGUCGAAGCUCAUCAACGGCUGGGACGCGACGCAGGCAGCGUGGAAGGCUGCGUACGGCGAGAGCUACGCGCGGGAGGGGGCGAUGCACCGCGGGCAGCACCCGACCGAGGUGUUCCGCGCGCCCCCUGCCGACACCGACAUCCGCACGUUGCAGCCCCAGGCGGCGGGGUGCUGCGGGCUGUUCUCUGUGAAGAACAUGACGUGCACGUUGGACAUCUGGAGAGGGAGCAGGUCCGAGCUGGUGUUCGGCGUGGAGGGGACGGCGGAGUGGCUGUCGGCGCUGACAGUGCGAUGCACGGGGUUCACCGGCACAGGGACCCCCACCUUGGACGUCGUCGACGACGACGACGGGUCCUUGUACGCCCGCGUGCAGCAGCACACCCCCGGGCACGUGCUGCCCCCGGGGCCCGGGGCGCCGUUCCUCGUCCAGGACAUCAGGGGCGACGUGGCGGUGGUGCGGGGGCGGUGGACCGGCAGCGAGAACUUCACCUUCACGGUGGAGGACCUGCGCCCGGGUCAGAACAACACGUACUCCGGCUCCUGGGUCGGCGGGCAGGACAGCAAGCUGCACCUGCACGACACGUGGGGAAUCGCGGUGGACCUCAAGAAAGGCGAGGUGUCGUUUUCGUUCAAGAACAAGAAGCACGCCGGCGUGCACCCCGCCAGCCCCGUGGCAGUGCACCUUGCGGUUGCGCUGGCGAUGGUUGCGGCGCGCUCGGCCACUCAGCCGGAUGGCAAGACGGCUGCGCUGAUCCCGUGCAGGGAGGGGGGUUGGAUUCUGGGAAUACUGGGAAACCGCGAGGCCAGGGAUAGGAGGGAGCGGGAAGAGGCUGCGAUGCGGCAGAAGUUGAAGCUCCUGCAGUACUCUAAGGCGGCGGCCAACCUCCUCAAGCACAUGUCCGAGGUCGAGCGCCCGAUGGUGAGGGAGGCCGUGAAGGAGAUCUUCGCCUGGGUGGGCGUGGUGUCGGACAUCGCCACCAAGGAGGACUUCGAGGGAAAGCUCACCGAGAUCACCGAGAAGAUCGGCACCGUGGUCGCCGCCGCCGAGGCGAAGGAGGAGGAGGAGGCGGGAAAGAGGCGGCAGAAGAAGAAGCUCCAGCAUUACAUUUUGGCGGCGACCAACCUCCUCAAGCACAUGUCCGAGGUCGAGCGCCCGAUGGUGAGGGAGGCCGUGAAGGAGAUCGACGACUGGGUGGACGAGGUGUCGGACAUCGCCACCAAGGAGGACUUCGAGGGCAAGCUCACCGAGCUAGCCGAGAAGAUCGGCACCGUGGUCGCCGCCGCCGAGGCGGAAAAGAGGCGGCGGGAGGCAGAGGAGAGGAGGAGGCGGGAGGAGGAAGAGGAGAGGAGGAGGGAGGAGGAGGCGGAGAGGAGGGCAGCAGCAUGCGGCGGCGCGAGUUCUAGCGGGGCCAGUUGCGGUGCCGCCAGCUGCGGGUGCUUCGGCUCGUCCAGCACGGUCGUGGUCGCCGCGCCCGGCGCAGUUGAAACCCGCCGCGUCGCAGACGUGCGCGCUGGCGACGUGGUGCUUACCGCGGGCGGGGCGCGGGCGACCGUGCUCUGCGUGGUCGUGGUGGCGCGGAGCACCGCACGGCCGCUUGUGGAGCUGGAAGGGGGGCUGGUCGUGUCGUCGGGCCAUCCGGUGCGCGUGGGCGGUACCUGGCGCAAGCCGGGCUCGCUGUCGCGCACCUGCGUCCCGCACGAUGGCACCGUCUACAACUUUGUGCUUGACUGUGAGCACGUGCUCCUCGUCAACGGCGUCGAGUGCGUCACGCUGGGCCACGGGCUCGCCGAGCCGGCGGUCGCGCACUCGUACUGGGGAACGGAAGCGGUGCUGCGGGACCUGGAGGGGCUGCCGGGCUGGGCGGACGGUCGCGUGCGCGUGCCUGGGUUCGCUCGGGACGGCAGCGGGCGUGUGGUGGGGCUGGCGGGUGCGGCGGCUUGCCCGUGAUCGCCACGCUCACAAGCACCCCCAUUAUGCUCAAUUGUAUGUAUGUAACUAGUGAGACGAUUUAGGUUUGGGGAGGGCGCGAGUGGGAGACUUUUCGGCGGGCGAAAUGCGGCGGGUUGGAUGCGUCCUCUUGGGACGACCUUGUGGGACGACUUGUGGGACGACCUAACGAUUACCCCCUGAUCAUCACUAGAAU